This is a messenger RNA of Rhizophagus irregularis DAOM 181602=DAOM 197198, 559 nucleotides long. Lineage: Eukaryota; Fungi; Glomeromycota; Glomeromycetes; Glomerales; Glomeraceae. The record is from RefSeq and is a predicted model, not a curated record.
UGAAAUUAAUAACACGAAAUAAAAAAAUCAAUCAUUUAAAAUAAAUAUUCAAUCCUUUCAUUAACAGAAUAUUAAUCGCCAAAUCAAAAACUGAUUUAAGAAGAAACUUUAAUGAUCUUAGAAAAGGAUUAAUUGAGAUCGUUUUUUACCAUUUAUCCUCUAUUUCCUUAGAGAAUUUACUAUAUAUCAGAAAUCCGGACACUUGUGUAUCAGGUGUUCCACCAUUUCUUGCUGUUAUUUAUGGAUUUUAUAUUUAAAAGGCGUAUUGAUAUUUUGGAUGCAAUAAUAAUCAUCAGCUUUGUUGUCACCGCUAUCGUGUCAUUAUUAAAAAACGAUGCCCGAAUUCAUUUACUACGAGAAUCAGCAAUCAAGAGUACUAUCGGUUUAACAUUCUUCAUUACUUUGAUUCCAAUCAAGAUUGGUUCCUUCCAAUAGUAUUCAACUUCAAACAAUCUAAAUGAUAUCACAAAACGCCGAGAAAGCAAUUGGAACAAAUAACUAUGCAAAUACAAUAUAUCAUAUAUCAUUAUAUGCAAUAAAUAUUUAGUAUCUCAACCAA